UCGGAGUGAAGUACACCGAGCAUCAUGAGGAUCCUGCGAAUUAUUGUGCUGGCAUGCGUAGUAUUCGCUGCGACCGCAGAUGUGGCACAUAUAAAGGCUGCUAAGGCGAAGUUCGUCAGGCACCUGAGCGGUGCGAACGCACACCACCAGCAUGGGAUCCUGUCACACGUGCCGCCCUACAAGCUUGGCCACGACAUUCCACUGGUGACGCACUCCGUCGUCAAGCCAGUGGUGGUAUCUUACCCCCCCACCGCGGCCGUAGCGGCAGUCAAGGUGCCGCUCUCCCACCCCCUGGUGCCCCAUUACCCCGCGCCCCUCGGCCACCGCGUGCACGGUUUGCCUCAUCCGCACUAUGCACUCAGGUUUCCUCACUCAAAGUACUAUGUGAAACAAGAUGAUCAUUUUCAUCAUCACCACCACCACCACGUAGCUGCUAAGCCACUGAUCCCAGUAGUUCCUGCCCCGCCCCCUCCAGUGGUUCACCACGCAGCACCAGUCGCUCCAGUGCUGCCCGUCGCCCAACCAACAGCCUCUUUUGCUCAUCCUAUCCCAGCUCCACCUCCUGCAGUUCCUGUGAUUCACGGUCCUGCAAUACAUCCUCAGCCUGUUCACAUUACAUCACCGCCGAUCUCUCUAUUCCAUCAGAGUCAUUUCUUAAAACCUUGGUUAUCAGCGGCCCCUGCACCUGCUCCAGUAUACCCUGCCCCUCAGCAGUACGUGAUCCGCCCCGGAGCUGCAGUCCAGACAUCUUACUUCGCACAAUAUCCAAGAUAUCCUUUUCUGAACAGCUAUCAAUCCCCCAUAUAUCCUCUUUCUCUUCCACACUCUGUGCCGGUGGAAACACCCGUCCCAGCUGUUCAUCAAGUUCAGUUCCAUCAACCACAUUUCCACGUUCCACAAGUAGUACCACAACUGCCACAAGAGGACUCACUAGAACAUCACACGCCUAACGUUUUCUUGCAACAAACGCCAAGUGCUGUGCAUCCUGUUCAUUCGACUCAUGAAGUUCCUCAACCCACACUUCACGUGCACCCGACCGAGGAGUCCUUCCAUAUCCAUCCAACGCAUUCGCAACCCUCGGUGCAUCUCCACCCGACACAAGCGACGCUUCCACUUGAACACGAUGGCUGGUCGCCGGUCCCCGCGCAACCACAAGAAUCGCACCAUGACUCCCACUAUCCCGAACAAUCUCACCACUUUGUUCAGGAACAAGGGAACCAAGUGUACGAGCACCACACGGAUGAGCAGUAUCAUGACUAUCAACAUCAGAUUCAUCAGCACAUCCAGCAUCAAAUAGAACAAGCGCAGUACGAACAGAGCCUAAAUAACCAGCACCAGUUGCAGCAGGACUAUGGAGCCCCGCAGCCAACGCAAGAAUACGGUCUUCCUUCAAGUUACCAGCAGCAGGAUCAGGAGUACCAUGCACAGCAGCAGGCACAGGAAGAUUAUAACCUGGCACAGAAUCAGUACAAUGCCGGCCAGCCUGGUCAGGAGUACGGGCAGCCGGUGGCGGAGGGGCGCGGCGCUGAGGAAGACCAGCGGUUCCACAACCACAUUCCGCUGGCUCUCCAGCCACCGAUAGACCGUCCACUAGACCACUUUCACUGACAGUUGCAAUGUCGCGUACCGGCACCAUCUAGUAAUGUAAUAAGCAUUUAUGGAAGGGUCUACCUCGUCAUGUGUGUGAUAUUGGACAUGGUUGAUUGAUAUGUGGACGAGAAUGAGGUCAUGAAGUGACAGUGUGCACUGUAGUUAACAACGAUAUUAUUGUACCUUUUAAGCUAACCUUGCUUUAACAUAUGUUUUAUAGGUUUUUAUACAAAAUUACAAUGAAUGUAAAUAUUGCCCUACUUUAAGCAAAUAAUUGUUAGUUAAACACGAAUAUUUAUUUAAAAAAAUAAACUUGUGUUAUUUAA
Leptidea sinapis is the source of this 1916-nucleotide messenger RNA. Its product is annotated as protein split ends-like. The transcript has 2 exons. The record is from RefSeq and is a predicted model, not a curated record. The coding region runs from base 25 to 1608 and encodes 527 amino acids. Lineage: Eukaryota; Metazoa; Arthropoda; Insecta; Lepidoptera; Pieridae.